This is a messenger RNA of Parnassius apollo (apollo), 1905 nucleotides long. NCBI's taxonomy places the organism in Eukaryota, Metazoa, Arthropoda, Insecta, Lepidoptera, Papilionidae. The record is from the annotation of a GenBank genome assembly.
AUGGAUCUUCCAGUUGUGGUUGAUUCGAACGACGAUGAAAUAGUCUCCCACGAACUAGAGCAAAUGAGGAGUAUAUUGGAAGAGGCGAUUUUGGAAACGCGCAGCACCCCUCUCGAAAAUCGACCGCGACUUCCCCGCAUACCCUUAAGCAAGCGAAAUCGGGCUGUCGUGAGGGCUCUUAACCCAAUGCUGGUGACCUAUUUGGAAGCCAGCCGGGACCUUUGCGAGACGGACUCGAUUCUCUUUGGCGCCGCAGUGGCAGUUUGCCGUAUUAUUGGCGCCAAACUUCCCAUGGCUGGACGCGCUACUACACAAAGUAACGCCAUCCCAGCCUGGAGGAAAAGAAUCGAGGACCGUAUCGCAAAGGCAAGGGCCCUUAUCGGCAGACUGACAAGCUUCAGGUCGGGUAAUAAUAGACCGAGGAUUAUGCGCACCGUUAGGAUGGCGUUUGCUGGGACAAAUAUCAGUUUGUCCCAGCCGGAUAUCACGCAGAAACUAACGGAGCGCAUAGACGACCUGAAGCAAAAGAUCGCUGCUUGGGGGAAGCGGAUUCGACGAUUUUCCGAGGGGUCAAGGCGGUUCAACCAGAAUCGUCUCUUCCAGAGUGAUCAGAAGAGGCUCUAUAAAUCAUUGGAGCGACCAAAGGUAUGUGUAGCGGGCCAAGGACCGGAUCAGGCUGACAUUAUCAUAUUCUGGCGUGGCCUGUGGUCAGAGCCCGUAAACCACAGCGAGGGCCCUUGGAUGGAAGUUGUGGCGAGCCAGGGUGCGAGUGUUACGCCUAUGGACCCCAUCACCAUAACGCCAGAAGACGUGGCUGAGGCGAGCAAAACCUGGCAGACCGAGUUCGGUAUAACUUGCGCUCAAAUAUAUUUGAUGUCGCCGAACUCGAACGGCUACGACGUGAGGCUGUUCCCUCGUCGGAAUGAGAAUGCUACGGCUGAGGAUGCGGCGCCACAAAUGAUAGAGCCACCCGCAAACGUGGAUGCCGCCGUGAAUACCCCAGUUGUGGUUGAUUCAAACGAUGAUGGAACAGUCGCCCAGGAACUGGAAUUAGAGCAUAUGAGGAGUACAUUGGAAGAGGAGAUUGUGGAAACGCGUAGUACGCCUCUCGAAAAUCGACCGCGACUUCCCCGCAUAGCCCUAAGCAAGCGGAAUCGGGCUGUCGUGAGGGCUCUGAACCCAAUGCUGGUGACCUAUUUGGAAGCCAGCCGGGACCUUUGCGAGACGGACUCAAUUCUUUUUGGCGCCGCGCUGGCAGUCUCCCGUAUCAUAGGCGCCAAGGUUUCCACGGCUGGACGCGCUACUGGCCAUAGUAGCGCUAUCCCAGCAUGGAGAAGAAGAAUUGAGGAACGUAUCGCAAAGGCUAGAGCUCUCAUUGGCAGACUGAUAUGCUUCAGAUCAGGCAACAACAGGCCAAGAAUUGUGCGCACCGUCAGGAUGGCGUUUGCUGGGACAAAUGUCAGUUUGUCCCAGCCGGAUAUAACGCAAAAACUGACGGAGCGCAUAGAUGAUCUGAAGCAGAGAAUCGCUGCUUGGGGAAAGCGGAUUCGGCGAUAUACCGAGAGGUCGACACGGUUCAACCAGAAUCGUCUCUUCCAGAGUGAUCAGAAGAGGCCCUAUGAAUCAUUGGAGCGACCAAUGGUAAGUGGAACGGGUCCAGCACCGAAUCAGGCCGACACUGUAGCAUUCUGGCGCGGCCUGUGGUCAGAGCCCGUAAACCACAGCGAGGGCCCUUGGACGGAAGUUGUGGCGAGUCAGUGUGCGGGUAUUACGCCCAUGGACCCCGUCAUCAUAACGCCGGAUGACGUAGCUGAGGCGGUCCGUAGGGCCCCGAACUGGAAAAGUCCGGGGCUUGACGGGCUGCAUCACUACUGGCUGAAGGGGUUCAUGAACCCAACCAGAUGA